This is a messenger RNA of Drosophila navojoa, 697 nucleotides long. RefSeq names its product anaphase-promoting complex subunit 10 (gene APC10). Gene Ontology annotation, cellular component: anaphase-promoting complex. The record is from RefSeq and is a predicted model, not a curated record. Gene Ontology annotation, biological process: anaphase-promoting complex-dependent catabolic process; protein K11-linked ubiquitination. NCBI's taxonomy places the organism in Eukaryota, Metazoa, Arthropoda, Insecta, Diptera, Drosophilidae.
AGUUGUAAGAUGAAGAAUUCUCUGGCAAAAUGUCAAUCAUAAUUGAAUAAACAAUAUUUGCAGUUUUGUUUACGUUUAUCUAAGAGCUACUAGUCAAAAUAUGGCAUCUACUAUUGACGAAGAGUCCACCACUAAACCAGCUGCAACCAGCGAUGAGGAUCCACUCGCCGAGGAACGACUUGGCUAUGUACGCGAAGUAGGCUCACAAGCUGUUUGGAGCUUGUCAUCCUGCAAGCCAGGAUUCGGCGUUGAACGCUUGCGCGAUAAUAUAAUGGACACAUACUGGCAAUCGGACGGCCAACUGCCUCACUUGGUCAACAUCCAAUUUCACAAACGCACCAACAUCAGCCAGAUUUACAUAUACACCGACUACAAGUUGGACGAAAGCUAUACCCCAUCGCGCAUUUCGAUACGCUCCGGUACAAACUUCAAUGAUCUGCAGGAGCUGCAGGUCAUCGAUCUGACCGAGCCGAAUGGCUGGGUGCAGAUACCCAUUAAAGAUGGCAAUGUGAAGUCGCUGCGCACUUUCAUGCUGCAAAUCGCCGUGAUUUCGAAUCAUCAAAAUGGCCGUGACACUCAUAUGCGGCAAAUUCGCGUUCACGCCCCCUGUGGCGGAGAAAGCAAACACUAUCCCCUCGAGCUCUUUGGCAAAUUCGGAACCGUUGAUUUUCAAAAAUUUGCUACCAUACGUUAAUUU